UCAAAGCCACGCCCCCGAGUCGCGCUCCGGUUCCAGGCAUUCACGCGCCUAGUAGGUAGAGCUUGGCGGAAUAGUGCUGUGUUGUGCGCGUGCACUUGGGUGUCAGUGACCGGUGGGUCAGGCAAUAACAAACGGUUUAGCUUCAGAAAUCUUUAUCAAAACAAGCUGCAGUAUCAAUGGUUGAAAAAAGAUAACAGGACGAUUGUGGUGAAUUGUAACUGCUGAGCAGAAUGAGUUCACUAAAACCAAGUGGGCUUAAGGCGCCUUCCAAAAUAGCAAAGCCUGGUUCUGUAACCACUAAAUCGUCUGCUGCUGCUCCCUCGAUUAAAGCUGGCGCAUUGGAUAAAUCAAUAGCUGCACCCACUCCAGAAGUAAAUGAAAAGUUUGUUGAUGAUUACCGAGUUGGAGAACGUGUUUGGGUUAAUGGCAAUAAGCCUGGAUACAUUCAAUUUCUUGGGGAGACCCAAUUUGCCCCAGGACAGUGGGCUGGUAUUGUACUAGAUGAAACAAUUGGUAAAAAUGAUGGAGCUGUAGCAGGUGUUCGCUAUUUUCAGUGUGAUGCCUCAAGGGGGAUUUUUACCAGACCAUCAAAGUUAUCACGCAAGCCAUUGGAGGAUGAGACCAAUGGAACAGAAACAGCUUCUACAUCAAGAGCUACCUCACCAACCGCUGUGUCUUCUACAAAUGUUGUUUCUCCUGUUACUGCUUCAGCUCCAGUACCUACAGCAACACCUCUAAAGAGCUCUUCUCCUCCUGCUAAGGACAUAUCCACACCAGCCCAACUAAGUAAUCUUACAAGAACAGCAAGUGAAUCUAUAUCCAAUUUGUCUGAAACUGGAUCAGUCAAGAAGGGAGAACGGGAGCUUAAACUAGGGGACAGAGUUUUGGUAAGUGGCUCCAAAGCUGGUGUCAUACGCUUCCUGGGUGAAACAGAUUUUGCAAAAGGAGAAUGGUGUGGAGUUGAAUUAGACGAGCCAUUAGGAAAAAAUGAUGGUGCUGUGGCUGGAACAAGGUAUUUUCAGUGUCAGCCUAAGUAUGGUUUAUUUGCACCUGUACACAAAGUUACACGGAUUGGAUUUCCAUCAACCACCCCUGCAAAAGCUAAAACCGCUGUACGAAAAAUGGUUACACCAAGUACGCCAGCAUCCUUGAAACGCAGUCCCAGUGCAUCUUCUGUUAGCUCCUUGAGUUCAAUAUCCUCUUCUGUGAGCAACAAACCAAGUCGGACGGGCCUAUUAACUGAGACAUCAUCUCGAUAUGCAAGAAAAAUUUCGGGCACAACUGCUCUUCAGGAAGCACUGAAAGAAAAGCAGCAACAUAUCGAACAACUAUUGGCUGAAAGGGACGUGGAGCGUGCUGAAGUUGCUAAGGCCACAAGUCAUGUUGGAGAGGUAGAGCAGGAACUAGCAGGGAUACGACAUGGACAUGAUCAGUAUGUAAUAGAAAUGGAAGCAAAGAUGGAUCAGUUGCGUGCAAUGGUUGAAGCCGCUGACCGUGAAAAAGUAGAAUUUUUAAACCAACUUGAAGAAGAAAAGAGGAAAGUGGAAGACCUCCAGUUCCGUGUUGAAGAAGAGUCUAUCACUAAGGGUGAUUUAGAGGCCAAAAAGCAACUAGUUUCAUUAAAAGUUGCAACAGUUUCAGAAAAAUCUCGCAUCAUGGAACUUGAAAAAGACUUGUCUCUGAAAGCAAAAGAAGUCGCUGAACUACGUAAAAGACUACUAGAGUGUGACAAGCAAACCGGCAGUGUAGAUGCAUCACUUUCAUUGUUGCAAGAAAUAAGUUCUUUGCAAGAAAAUAUUGCUGCAAUGACCAAAGAUCAUGAACAGGAACUGAAAUCUUUGAAAGAAAAACUUGAAACCACAGAAGGCAUCCAAGAGAAAGAGGUUGAAGCAUUAAAAGUCUCCAUAGGAAAAAUUUCCAAAGAGAAUGAAACAUUAAAAAUAAAACUCAACCAUGCAAAUACAGAGAAUGCAGAUGUGAUAGAACUCUGGAAGUCAAAACUCGAAGCUGCAAUUGGAUCACAACAGCAAGCAAUGGAAGAGCUAAAGGUUUCCUUUACCAAAGGGGCUGGUGCACAAAAUUCUGAACUGAUUGAACUUCAGGCUCACAUAGAAAACUUAAAACUGGAGCAUCAAAAAGAGAUUGAACAAUUUAAAUAUGAUAAAGAUAAGGAGAGAUCUGACUCUCAGAAAGAGUUAGAAGCCCUAAAGGCUAAGCUCCAAGAGUCUAGUGAAGAAAGUGAAUCCGAGCUUGAAGCCCUAAAAUCCAAGCUAGAAUUGGCAGAAGAACAGCACCUUAUUGAGAUGGAAGAUGCAUUAAAUAAACUUCAUGACACAGAAACAAAGGUAAAAGAACUUGAGACUCUGCAAGCACAGUGUGCAGAGCAAAACCAUACAAUUGAUAGGUUAACAGCCAAGAUCAAGGCUUCAGAAGAGUUAAUGCACAAAGCAGAAUCUGAAGGUAAAAUGGAAAUCUUGAUAUUUAAGGAGAAACUUGAGGCUGCUGAAGAGCAAAUUAGGAGACUUGAGGUAGAAAACAUUUCAGAAACUAAUAAGGCAAAUGAUUUGAGUAAAAAGUUAAAUGAAAAAGAUGAAAUGCUUUCUGCUCUCGAGAACAACCUAAGUAAUUUGCAUCUGGGGAAAGACUCUUUGGAAAAAGAAAUUGAAAACUUGAGAGAAAAUUUGAAUACCUCUUCUCAUGGAAUGCAGAACCUUCAGAAAACCCUGGAUGAAACUACAGAGAAGCUGCUACUUAAAGACAAGGAAUUUGAUGAAAUUGUUAAACGAUUUGAAGAUUUACAGCCCCAGUUGCUUGCUCUCAAGGAGAAGUUAAAGGAGAGUGAGGAAAAGGAACGGACUCUAGUAAACGCAAAAGCAAAAUUAGAAAAUCAGAUUUCAGACAUGAUACAGUCUUCAGGUGAUAGUUCUGUUCAGAUGACAAAGUUAAAUGAAGAACUUCAGUCUAGGGAAAGAACUUUAGAAGAACAACAAUCUGAGCUCUUAAAAGCUAAAGAAACUGUGAAACAACUUCAGGAAAGUAUUGAGCUUUUGAUAUCUGAAGCUAAAGAGAGGUACGAAAAGGCAGAGGAAUCUCAUCAACUGGAGGUUACCAAAAAGAGCACAGAGAUUGAGAGUUUGAAAAUGGUAAUUGAAAAGAAUGAGAAUGAAAGUAGAAACGUGCAGAAAAUGCAUGAAAAAGCACUUGCCGAUAUGACAUCUCAGCACCAAGCAGAAGUUAAUCAAGCUAAAGAAAAUAUACAGGCUAAAGAGGAGCUAUGGCGAACUGCACAAGCUAUGCAUAAUGAAAUGGAAAAACAAAUGGAGGAGCUGAAGCAGCAAGCAGAAAAGGCCAAGUCCCUAACCAUUGAGCUAGACUCUACAAGGAAACACAUUGAAUGCUUAACUGAAGAGAUAAGGGUCUUAACAUUGGACAGAGACACUCUGGCCCAAGAGACAAGUACCUUAAAAUUAGGGAAUGACUCACUUCAGUCACAACUUUUAGAAUUUGAAUUCAGAACCAAAGUGUUGCAGCAAGAUCAAAGUAUGUUAUUCUCACAAACUGAAGAGUUAAAAGUUGCAAAUGACAGCCUUUUAAAUGAGAAACAAGAAUUAGAGAAUAAAUACCACACCCUAAACAUCACUAAGGACUUAAUAGCUUCCGAGAAAGAAAAGCUAAUAUCUGAUUUGGAUAAUGCCAGACAUGAAUUAUUGAAGAUGACUUUGGACAAUGAAGACUUGCAGUCUUCUGUGACUACAUUGGAUUCUGAUUUUAAAGAACUUAAGCAGUGCAAGGAGGAUUUGUUUGCAAAUUUUAUGGAACUUCAAAACAAGGAGCAAGAAAUGCAAUUUUUUCAGAACAAAUUAACUGACGAAAAAAUAAUUAUUGCGAAAGAAAAAGAUGAAAUUAUUGAAAUGCUAAAGAACACUAACAAAGAGAUGGAAAUGAAGCAUGGAAAGUUGGAAGAUGAAAUCUGUGUGCUUAAUACUGAAAAAGAAUCUGCUUUAAGUAAAUGUAUGAAUUUGGAAAGUAAGAUAAGUGUUUUAGUUAAUGAAAAAGAGAGUCUAUUAAAAACAACUACAGAACAAAACCGUGAAAAGGAAGAUUUGUUGUCAAAGCAGAAUGAAUUAAACUCUGUGUUAGAAAGUUUAAAUAAAGAAAAAGAGGUCUUAUCAGUUGAACUAGCGGAAAUUCAAAUACAGCUUGAACAGUUAGCCAAAGAAAAAACAGGGCUUUUGACCUGCAAGGAUGAAUUACUUAUUACAUCUGCAAAGAUUGAAAAAGAAAAAAGUGAUAUAGAAGAGUAUCAUAAAAACCUCAUAGAUGGAUAUACGUUGGCUGCUAAAGGGAAAGAUGACAUCAUUGAAAAGCUUCAGCAGUCAAUAGAGGAGGUUGCACAUGAGCAAAUAAAUCUUACCAAUGAAUUAGCUGCACUCAGAAUAGAAAAGGAGUCUUUUCAAGUAAAAUGUACUGAGCUUGAAAAUAGGUUGUCUAAUUUAGCUAGUGAUAGUGAUGGUUUCAUGAAGAUAAUUAAGGACCUUAAUAAUGAAAAGGAGCAACUUUUACUGAAAAAUAAGGAUUUAAAUACACAAAUAGUAAACUUAAUUCAAGAAAAAGAAAAGAUGGCAGUUGAAUAUAAUGAUUUAGCAGCAGAGUUAGCUGGUAUAAAAAAUGAUCUUGCAAGAUCAGCCCAAGACAAUAAAGAGCUUCAGAACACCAAAGAAAGUCUCUACAAGUUGCUUGAAGAAAUCAAAACAAGUAGAAGUGUUACCGAUUCUGAACGUGUCACUUUGCUGCAAGAGAAAGAGGAACUGCUUGCAUCGGAAAGGAAACUACUGGCUGAAAAAGAAUCUGCUUUAAGUAAAUGUAUGGAUCUUGAAAGUAAGAUAAGUGUUUUAGUUAAUGAAAAAGAGAGUCUAUUAAAAACAACUACAGAACAAAACUGUGAAAAGGAAGAUUUGUUGUCAAAGCAGAAUGAAUUAAACUCUGUGUUAGAAAGUUUAAGUAAAGAUAAAGAGGUCUUAUCAGUAGAACUAGCUGAAAUUCAAACACAGCUUGAACAGUUAACCAAAGAAAAAACAGGGCUUUUGACCUGCAAGGAUGAAUUACUUAUUACAUCUGCACGAAUUGAAAAAGAAAAAAGUGAUAUAGAAGAGUAUCAUAAAAACCUCAUAGAUGGAUAUACGUUGGCUGCUAAAGGGAAAGAUGACAUCAUUGAAAAGCUUCAGCAAUCAAAAGAGGAGCUUGCACAUGAGCAAAUAAAUCUUACCAAUGAAUUAGCUGCACUCAGAAUAGAAAAGGAGUCUUUUCAAGUAAAAUGUACUGAGCUUGAGAAUAGGUUGUCUAAUUUAGCUAGUGAUAGUGAUGGUUUUAUUAAGACAAUUAAGGACCUUAAUAAUGAAAAGGAGCAACUUUUGUUGAAAAAUAAGGAUUUAAAUACACAAAUAGUAAACUUAAUUCAAGAAAAAGAGAAGAUGGCAGUUGAAUAUAAUGGAUUAGCAGCAGAGUUAGAUGGUAUAAAAAAUGAUCUUGCAAGAUCAGCCCAAGACAAUAAAGAGCUUCAAAACACCAAAGAAAGUCUCUACAAGUUGCUUGAAGAAAUCAAGACAAGUAGAAGUGUUACCGAUUCUGAACGUGUCACUUUGCUGCAAGAGAAAGAGGAACUGCUUGCAUCGGAAAGGAAACUACUGGCUGAAAAAGAUGUCCUCAUAAAACAAAACGAAGAGGUUACAAUGAAGUAUCAAAAAAUGUUUGAGGAGGCAGAUUUUACACAAAAGGAGAUGAAAGAAGGGAUAAAUAACCUGAAAAAUGAGAAGGAUUUAAUCGGUGUAAAGUUAUUGGAUCUAGAAAAACAAUUUAAUCUAGUAUCAGAGGAGAGAACUGAAUUGAAAAUAAAAUACAGUGAGCUCCAGUCUAAAGAUCAGUUAAUUUUUAAUGAAUUGACAGAUUUUAAAGCUAAAUAUGAACUAGCUCAUACAUCAAAUACUUUGUUGGGCCAGGAAAAGAUUAAUCUCUUAGAAGAGCUUGAAUCUGUUAAUGCCAAGAUGAUCACGUUAACAAAAGAAACCGAAGAACUUACUAGAAUGAAAGAAAAUCUCUCCUCAUUAUUAGAACAUACUCAGAAAGAAAAAUCUGUUUUAGAAUCCGAGCAAGCCAAAAUUUUUCAAGAAAAAAACUCUCUGUUGGAGGAAUUUAACAAAUGUUGUAAUGAUAAGGAACUUUUAGCGAAUGACAGAGAUAGCUUACAAGAAAAAUGCCAGGAACUGAAUAUCAGUUUUAAAAAUUUUGAACAAAGAUUAAUAGAAGAAAGAGCAAUGUUUGUAACUGAAAAAGAGACGCUAAUGCUUAAAAAUAAAGACCUUCAAAGCCAGCUUAAUUUGGUCAUUGAAGAACGAGAACAUUUUGAACUCCAGAAUAAACAGCUUCUCUCUGAGAAUCAAAAUAUGUCAGAGCAGAAGGAAUCUAUAGAGAAUAGCAUAAAUAUUGUUGUUAAGGAAAAGGAGAGUUUAGAAGUUCAGAAUAAUUGUCUUUUAUCUAAUAUUGAAGAUCUUAAACAAGAGAUUGAGUUAUUAAGUAGUUCAAAAAUAGAACUUCAGGAAAAGGUCAACAGUAUAUCUGAAAUGUUGGACCAAGUUAGCAGCAACUAUGAUACUAAAGAAUCGGAGGUUGAAAAGUUGCUUAAAGAAAAUUCUGACUUAAUGUCUGCUCAAGUAAACCUAUUGGAAACAAAUUCCAAUAUUUUAAAAGAGAAGGACAUUUCUGCUAAAGAUUAUGAAAAGCUUUCUAAAGAAGCAGGGUCGUUAACUAGAACCAAUCAAGAACUAUCAGCCCUUGUUCAGCAACUUGAAGAACAGAGUCAGAAUAUGAAGAGUGAAAAGGAAGAAAUGAUGAAAACGUUUAGUGAACAUGAGACUCUUCGAAACAAUACAGAAGCAAAAAAUAAAGAGGUUUGUCAGAUGGCUGAAGAAGCCUUCCAAAUUGUUGAAAAGAUCACUGCCGAAAAAAAUAACUUAUUAGAAGAAAAGGCAAAGGCACUUACAGCACAGGAAGAGCUAGAAAAACGUCUUACAGAGCUGCAACAGGAAUUGGAUAGCCUCAAAAAGCAACAUUUUUCAGCCGCAGACCAAGUAAACAAGACUGCAGAACUUCUUAAGGGAGAAUGUAGAAAAACUGAAACAUUAAAAAAGGAAUUGGAAGAGCUUAGGCUUGCAGCUGAACAUAAGUCCCAGCAGUUAGAAGCUCUGCAGGAAGAGAACCUCAAACUUGCUGAGGAGCUUGGAAGGAGCAGGGAGGAGGUCACAACUAACCAAAAGCUUGAAGAGGAGCGAUCAGUAUUGAAUAAUCAGUUGCUAGAGAUGAAAAAGAGAGAAGCUUUACAAAACAAAGAGUUUGAUGAAGAGAAGACUUCUCUACAGAAAUCUCUAACCCUUACCAGUGCCUUGAUCACCGAAAAAGACAAAGAGCUUGAAAAACUCAGAAAGGAGAUUUCAGACCUGCAAGGAGAGAAGGAGUCUGCAAGAACGUUACAGUCAGAAGUGAGGUCAUUAGAGUCUGAAAACAUGAAAUUGGAGAAAAGAGUGCAUACCUUGGAGCGAGAACUCAAUGAAAACAAACAGAUCAACAAUUUGUCAACCUCAUCAGGUGAUACAUCUUUAAGCAGCCAAUUCCAAGAAGAAAAGAUGUCUCUGGAAAGCCAGAUUGAUUUCCUUAAUUCGGUCAUAGUAGACCUUCAAAGAAAAAAUGAUGAGUUGAAAUCGAAGCUGGAUAAAAUGAUCGAGGCAUCUCUUAAUGGAAAUAACAUGGAUGAACUGGAUAAUCAUGACAGCUUGAAUGGGACACAGACAAAGAAGAAGGUUCCACCUCGCCUGUUCUGCGAUAUCUGUGACUGCUUUGAUCUCCAUGACACUGAAGACUGCCCCACACAGACCCAGCUGCCCGACUCACCACCUCAUUCAAACUUUCAUGGGAACAGAAAAGAGGAGAGGCCAUAUUGUGAUAUCUGUGAAGUAUUUGGGCACUGGACAAGUAGUUGCAAUGAUGAUGAGACCUUCUAACAAAUCUACCUGCAGAAAGUUAACAGUUCCUAUAAUUGGAUUUAUUGACCUCACCAGCAUUUAUGUGCAGAGGCUUCAGUAACCUAUUUUCAAACAAACUAUUACAGCUGUUUGAAUUACCGAUAUGCAAAUUAAUUCCCUGGAUUUGCUUAAAUUUGGAUUAUAUUUGCAAACCAUUGAAAGUAGCCUCAUGUAUGAAUAUUUACACAUUAACCUGCUUCAUUAAACCGUUUAAGGGCUUGCUAAAGUUAUCUAUAAUGAAACCUCAUCCAACCUUAACCUCUGUUUAAAAAUAUAUUUUCAGCUUUCCAUGCAUAUUAUGUUUUCAUAUUUGCACUAUAUUUACAUAAGUACAUUUAAAUGCAUUUAGCUUUGACAGUGGAUGGUUUUUACGUAUCAGUAAUGAUUUGGGAGUUUUUUUCUAUUACCAUCUAGUUUGAUACAGUAGAGGAGAUGACAGUGAUUUUAAAACUAUUAUCAAAUUAACAGUGAACAGUAAAAUAAUUGCAUUUUAUUUUAAACGAAUACUGUCUAGUAUUGUCAAACUAUCAAUUAAAUAGUAUGACAGAACAGUAUUUAUUGUUGUGGAAUGUAGUGAAUCUAUUUGAAAAUCCAUAAGCAUCAAAGCAGGUUUUUCAAAGUUAUUGAAUCUCUGUUACUUUUGACUGUUUUGAUAUGUAAAAAAAUAUAGUGUGUCUCACACAUGGUUUAUAUGCAUAUUGUAUUGUGUAUGGUAUACAAACAAUGAAGGUGUAAAAUCAUUUAUUGAAUGUGUUAUUUGUAUGUUCAGAAAGUGUUGUUUGUAACUACAUUUUUUACACAACUAGUCACUUUAUUCUAAGACCUGCAAUGUGUUGCUAUGGCAUGAUCAUUUUAUCAGUUUGUGUCCUAGCAGAUCCUUACCCACACAUGGCACUGCACUGUUUUCAUUUUUUCCAUUUCACCCAUUUAAAUAUCAAAUUAAAUAAUUGUCAAAGUACUACUAUUACAUUUGUUAGUCUACUGCUCAGUUGGAUACUUGUGAGUAAUUAUUUCCCUUAACGGUUGUCUGGCAACUAACCAUAUCAUUGUUAAAAGCUUGUAAGAGCUAAGUCGUUUGACAAAUUGCUGCUAAAAUUAGCUUUAACGAAAAAGAUUUCUGUCCAGUUAAGGAUUGAUAGUGUCCACUGCCUUUAUGGAGUGUAGUAGUGUAACGUUUUCCGGCCCUCAGUUAUUAUGUCUUCCUAUCACAUAAUGUGUGACUCACCUGUUGGUACCAAUUCUUUGUUUUUACAAACUCCUAAAACUCUUUAUUCAAAGAGCACAUAGGAAGCACAGGGUAUGCCUGGUUUUUACUAGCCUGAUUUAUCUGUAAAGUUACUACAGUCUGUUCCGUUUGUGCCUCAGACAACUCUAUAAGCUUUUAUUAUUUCUUUAAACAUAUCAAUUAAACAUCAAUACUAUGUAACAUUUAAUAAAUGGAAACUUGAAUUGAUACUCCUGGUUUUCUGCAGGUGGAUUUCUGUUUUUUUUUUUCUUUCUGUUAACCCCUCAGUCACUUUUUAAAAUGUCCUUUCAUAAAAAUAUGUUGUCAUAAUUCAUUGUACCAAUGGUGUAUUUUAAACACCUUAUGCUAUUACUGUACAAAAUAUGUUUAUAUAGAUUAAACUAAUAAAUUAAAAUAAUUCUAAAUUAGAAGCGAUUACUUAUAUGUAUAUGAAUUGGUUGUUGCAUAUAAAAUAUAGUUCUUAUUGUAUGAAUGGAAGAUUGUAAAUAAACAUAUUCUUGCUAAAUUAAGUAAAAACAUUUUCAGGAUGCAAGAAUCUUUCUAAGGUAUUAAUAUCCAGUACAUAUUGUUUCUUUAUGUAAUAUGUAUGUUCUUAAGUGGGUUUCUUAUAUUGGAAAUUCUGUACCUGGCUUUCCAUGAAUUUGUAAUUGUUUAUUAAACACUGUAUUAAUAAA
Molecule: messenger RNA, 9992 nt
Organism: Bombina bombina (fire-bellied toad)
Lineage: Eukaryota; Metazoa; Chordata; Amphibia; Anura; Bombinatoridae
Gene: CLIP1
Product: CAP-Gly domain containing linker protein 1
Exons: 26
Coding region: 231-8051 (2606 amino acids)
Biological process (GO): positive regulation of microtubule polymerization; cytoplasmic microtubule organization
Cellular component (GO): cytoplasm; nucleus; microtubule plus-end
Molecular function (GO): microtubule plus-end binding
Source: RefSeq, a predicted model, not a curated record